This is a messenger RNA of Synchiropus splendidus (mandarinfish), 1231 nucleotides long. Its product is annotated as N-alpha-acetyltransferase 80. The transcript has 2 exons. The record is from RefSeq and is a predicted model, not a curated record. NCBI's taxonomy places the organism in Eukaryota, Metazoa, Chordata, Actinopteri, Syngnathiformes, Callionymidae. The coding region runs from base 195 to 1127 and encodes 310 amino acids. Gene Ontology annotation, molecular function: acetyl-CoA binding; N-acetyltransferase activity. Gene Ontology annotation, cellular component: cytoplasm. Gene Ontology annotation, biological process: protein acetylation.
ACUUAUUUAGACGGCACGGCAUUUAGCCGCGUUCGCUAAAACGUAUUACUUUAAGACCGAUUUAGAGAAAUAUUAGUUUGCAUUUAGGAAAGUAGAAUAACACAUGCUGGACAGUUUUGGUUCGUCGCUGAAGAGAGAGUCCUGGAAGUGAACCCGGUUCAGCUGUCGAGUCAUUCAAAUGCGCUUUGUGGCGAAUGUCGGACACUGUCAUUUUGGCUAAGCUGGAGAGUGGAGUUGGGCUGCUCCCAGCGUCCAGCUGUCAGACCUGCCAAGAUGGGGAGACGGAUUUAGAGAAAGUGGCAAACAUGGACUCUAAAUCUGCCAAGAGGACAUGUGCUGUUCCGAUCCACCUCCGUCCAGACUUGUUGGUUUCCUGUGCUGAUCUGGUCAACUCUGAGUGGCAGAGGAGCCAAGCUGCUCGUGUCCACUCCCUGCAGAAGUCCAGCGCAGACUUCCCCGUGAGUCUGGUUCUCUUGGAAGGUCUGAAAGAGUCGGAGCGUCUGUUGGGACACGCCCGUCUUUCCCGGGUGGUGGGUCACAGCAGCAGCCUGUUUGUCGAGUCUGUGGUCGUGUCAAAGGCAGAGAGAGGGCGAGGCUUUGGCCGGACGCUGAUGGAGGAGACUGAACGAUACGCCAGACGAAGAGGCUUUCAGCGCUUGUUCCUCACCACGCACGAUAAGCAGCAUUUCUACGCCCACCUUGGCUACAAUCUGUCAACUCCAGUGCAGAAUGCUGGCGCCAUGACGACAUUUGUUCCCAUGGAAAUGCUCAUGCGGUUCUGUCGGACGUCUAACAGCAGUCAAAUGAGCUCCAGAGCUCAGCCGAAGGAUGGCAGGCAAAACUCAACAGGUGUAUGUGAUGCUGAGUCAGUAUCACCUGCGUCCAUCUCACCCCCUCCACCACCUCUGCCUCCUUGUCCCUUCAACAAAACCACAAAUCUUUCUUCUACCAUCCAUCCUCCUCCACCACCCCCACCCCUCCCACCUCCGAACCAUGUACUACCUCAGAGUCAGCCUACCUCAACCCCUUCUCCUCAGUCUACUGAACAAGUUGUUCAAACUCUCAGUGAAACUCCCUACAGAGACGCCAAAGGAGUUCCCAUCUUCUGGAUGACCAAAGACAUCUGAAUAACCAGAGGAAUGUAGGAAACAAAAAAGGAAGAGAAACCCUCAGGUGAUUAUUGAAUGCUGUUUAACUGAAGACGGUUGUUCAUUUUAAUACAUAAAUAAAA